GAGCGAGCGCGGCAGGGAGGAGCGCGCGGCGGGGCGAGGGCACCCCGGGGCCGGCGCCACUCCCGCUGAGCCGCGGCCACCUUCCGGCGGACCCUCAGGACUCUGCGCGCCGCGCCGCAGAUUUCUGCUUGGCAGAUUAGCCAAAAGCAAUAGAGGCUACUCUGUCCGCGUUCUGCGUGCUUCUCUCCGUGAGACCCCACGACAGACCCCAGGCCCACGUCCACUGGGCUUCCAGACACCUACCCAGCCCCAGACAUUGCUCUGGGGUCUGCCUGAGGCCUGCAGUGUGAAGAUGCCGAGCACCUUCCUAGCAUGACGACCCUGGACCAUGUGAUCGCCACCCACCAGUCCGAGUGGGUCUCCUUCAAUGAGGAGCCACUCUUUCCCGUCCCUUCUGAGGGGGGCCCCAAAGAGCACCUCCCAGGAGCGUCCUCUUCCUCAGACCAGUCCGAGAGCUCCUCCGGGGAGCACCAUGCCUUGGAUGGAGGCUCUCAGGACCUUUCCCACUCAGAGCAUGAUGACUCUUCUGAAAAGCUGGGCCUCAUCUCUGAAGCAGCCUCCCCUCCCGGGAGCCCCGAGCAGCGCCCACCUGACCUGGUCUCAGCCAUCAGCGGCUGGGUUCAGUUUGAAGAUGAUGCACCCUGGGCCAGCUCAUCACCACCUCCUAAAGAAGCAGGGGGGACAGGUAGGCCAGCCACAUCACUGACCAUGCCCUGCUGGACCUGCCCUUCUUUCGACUCCCUGGGGAGAUGCCCUCUGUCCUCCGAGAGCAGCUGGACCACACAUUCUGAAGACACCAGUAGUCCUAGUUUUGGCCCCUCAUACACAGACCUGCAGGUCGUCAGUGCUGGGGAGCAGAGUGGCCUGGCUUCGGGGGCCGACUCAACAGACAAUUCCUCCUCUCUUCAGGAGGAUGAAGAGGUAGAGAUGGAGGCCAUCAGCUGGCAGGCCGGCAGCCCGGCCAUGAACGGGCACCCCACCACGCCAGUGACCUCUGCGCGUUUCCCCAGCUGGGUCACUUUUGAUGACAAUGAAGUCAGCGGCCCUUUGUCCCCCAUCACAUCUCCUCUGAAGCCAGAAACACUGCCUCUCACCUCUGUGAUCCCAGACGGACCUUGCAACUCAACAGGGUCAUUUAAGAAGCGGGAACGGCCCAGGAGCACUUUGAUGAACUUCUCCAAAGUUCAGAAGCUAGACGUGUCCUCCGUAAGCCAUCCGCCUGCCAUGCCCGAGGCUCCACCUUGGAGGGCCACCAAUCCUUUUCUGAAUGAGACGCUACAGGAUGUACAGCCCUCCCCCAUCAACCCUUUCCGGGCUUUCUUUGAGGAGCAGGAGAGGCGAGCCCAGAACAGUUCUGUGUCCGGUACCCCAGGCAAGAGCCAGAGAGAUUCCCUCAUCGUCGUCUACCGGGACGCCAUCAGUUUUGAUGACUCGAGCCGAAACCAGUCACGCUCGGAUGCUGUGGAAAAACUCAAGCGGCUCCAAAUCGAGGACUCUGACCACUUCGGGGGUGCGACACUCCCUGAUGAUGACCCGGCUGCCUGGGCUGAACUGGAUGCCCACCAGGCAGGCUCCGAGCAGUCCCCACCCAGGGACGGCUGGCCCAUGAUGCUUAGGAUCCCUGAGAAGAAGAACAUCAUGUCCUCCAGGCACUGGGGACCCAUCUACGUCAAACUGACGGACGGUGGUUACCUGCAGCUGUAUUACGAGCAGGGCCUGGAGAGGCCAUUCCGUGAGUUCAAGCUGGAGAUGUGCCAUGAGAUUUCCGAACCCCGGCUCCAAAACUACGACGAGAAUGGUAGGAUCCACAGCUUGCGGAUAGACCGCGUCACCUACAAGGAGAAGAAGAAGUACCAGCCUAAACCCGCCGUGGCCCACUUGGCCGAGAGGGAGCAGGUCAUCAAGCUGGGCACCACCAACUACGAGGACUUCCUGAGCUUCAUCCGUGCGGUUCAGGACCGCCUCAUGGAGCUGCCGGUGCUGUCAACGGAGCUGAGCACGGUCGGCCUGAACUACCUGGAAGAGGAAAUGACGGUGGAUGUCCAAGAUGAAUUCUCCGGCCUCGUGAGCAAGGGAGACAACCAGAUCCUCCAGCACAGUGUCCUGACGCGGAUCCACGUGCUGAGCUUCCUCUCGGGCCUGGCCGAGUGCCGGCUGGGCCUCAACGACGUCCUGGUCAAAGGGAACGAGGUGGUGUCCCGCCAGGACAUCGUGCCCACCACCACCGCCAAGUGGAUCCGGCUCCACGAGUGCCGCUUUCACGGCUGCGUGGAUGAGGACGUGUUCCGCGGCUCGCGCGUCAUCCUCUUCAACCCUCUGGACGCCUGCCGCUUCGAGCUCAUGCGGUUCCGGACGGUGUUCGCCGAGAAGACCUUGCCCUUCACGCUCAGGACGGCGGCGAGCAUCCACGGGGCGGAGGUGGAGGUGCAGAGCUGGCUGAGGAUGUCGGCGGGCUUCUCCUCCAACUGGGACCCCCUCACCCAGGUCCCCUGCGAGAACGUGAUGGUCCGCUACCCCGUGCCCAGCGAGUGGGUGAAAAACUUCCGCAGGGAAAGCGUCCUGGGGGAGAAGUCUCUGAAAGCCAAAGUGAACCGGGGGGCAAGUUUUGGCUCAGCCAGCGUCUCCGGCUCUGAGCCGGUCAUGAGAGUCACCCUGGGGACUGCCAAGUACGAGCACGCCUUCAAUGCCAUCGUGUGGAGGAUAAACCGACUGCCUGACAAAAACUCAGCUUCUGGUCACCCACACUGUUUCUUCUGCCACCUUGAACUUGGCUCAGACCGGGAAGUGCCUUCCAGAUUUGCCAAUCACGUGAAUGUCGAGUUCAGCAUGCCUACAACGUCUGCCUCCAAAGCUGCUGUGAGAUCCAUCUCUGUGGAAGACAAGACGGACAUCAGGAAGUGGGUCAAUUAUUCUGCACACUACAGCUACAAGGUGGAAAUUGAGCAAAAAAAGAGUUUGAAGCUGGACUUGGAUGGAGAUGACAUGGAAAAUCCCAAGGAGUGCGGGGUCCAGUGAUGAGGCUGUCUUGCAGGGGUUCCUGACCCAAGUGGCACGAUAGGAUGUCUUCCUGAAUAGCUGAAAUUCAAGUCAGUACCUAGCAUGGCUCCUCCCUGUGGGGAACAGGGUAUGGACCGUCCUGUUUGUAGUUACCUGUAUUCUAACAGGAAACCCUAAGAUGGCUGCCUGAGAGAGGCUCUGACUAUGCUUGAAGCUGUCGGGUCCCCUGGCCUGUGGAGCUUACCGUAUAAUUAAGCCUCUUCUCCACUCUUGCUUAUCUCACGGCUCUUGGGUGUGGCUUGUCGUGAGUGAUCAUAGUCAGGAAAAGACCCC
This is a messenger RNA of Budorcas taxicolor (takin), 3330 nucleotides long. It is a transcript of the gene STON2, whose product is annotated as stonin 2. The record is from RefSeq and is a predicted model, not a curated record. Gene Ontology annotation, cellular component: synaptic vesicle; AP-2 adaptor complex. Gene Ontology annotation, molecular function: clathrin-cargo adaptor activity. Lineage: Eukaryota; Metazoa; Chordata; Mammalia; Artiodactyla; Bovidae. The transcript is spliced from 7 exons. Gene Ontology annotation, biological process: regulation of endocytosis; synaptic vesicle endocytosis; clathrin-dependent endocytosis. The coding region runs from base 313 to 3015 and encodes 900 amino acids.